This is a messenger RNA of Rubroshorea leprosula, 843 nucleotides long. The record is from the annotation of a GenBank genome assembly. Lineage: Eukaryota; Viridiplantae; Streptophyta; Magnoliopsida; Malvales; Dipterocarpaceae.
UAAUGAAGGAAGAUCCUGAAGUGUAUUGUCGAUUCAAAGGUGCCCUCAAGAAGAGUCGAUCUAUUGGAUUCUUCCGAGAAUUCAAAAGAGUAUAUGAGAAAUUAGAAUUGACAUCUUGGCAGAUUUCUUUGUGUGAGAAACUUGAUGGAGAAGCAGAUUCAAGGAAGAUAUUUUGGUGUUAUGGAUCUCGUGGAGGAGAAGGGAAAACUACCUUUGGAAAGUAUCUUGUAGCGACACGUGGAGCCAUGCUUAUCAAUGGAGGUAGAAAUGAAGAUAUUAUAUUUGCUUAUGAUUAUCAGAAGAUAGUCAUCUUUGAUGUGGCGCGUUGUCAAGACGUUCGUUAUGAUUUGAUAGAACAUUUUAAAGAUGGUGUUUUGUUUAAUCAGAAGUACGAGAGUCAUGUGAUGUAUCUUCUUCCACCACAUGUUGUGAUAAUGUCUAAUGUACCCCCAGACUAUACUAAGAUUAGUGAGGAUAGGGUUUUAGAGAGAUGUCCAAAGACUGAUCGACUCCAUCUUCAAGGUAUGUUUGAGUUACAUAAGCCACAGAGACCUUCAUGGGUGAAGAAGAACUUGCUCGGCAAUACUGUUCAUCUGGAGAAAUGUAUUGAUCGUGACAAAGCUCGUGAGUAUUGCCGCAAAGAAGAAACUAGGGUUGCAGGUCCAUGGGAGCAUGGUGUGUGGUUGACGAAUGAAGUUGCGUCAUCAAAUUUAGCUAGGAGUAUGAAAGACGCUGAAGAUGGUAAGCCUAUUGAUGAAAUAAUGAAGGAAGAUCCUGAAGUGUAUUGUCGAUUCAAAGGUGCCCUCAAGAAGAGUCGAUCUAUUGGAUUCUUCCGAGAAUUCA